Molecule: messenger RNA, 317 nt
Organism: Meloidogyne enterolobii
Lineage: Eukaryota; Metazoa; Nematoda; Chromadorea; Rhabditida; Meloidogynidae
Source: the annotation of a GenBank genome assembly
GAAUGGAUCCACCACCUAAUAAUCAAGCAAAUACAAACAGAAAAAUUGAACAAGUACAAAGACAAGUACAAGAUGUUACUUCGGUCAUGUCUGAAAAUAUGACUCGUAUUAUGGACCGUGGCGGUCGCUUAGACAGCUUGGAACAACAAAGUGAUGCACUGCAGGAGUCGGCUCACACAUUUACUCAAACUGGACAACAACUUAGACGUACAAUGUGGCUUCGCAAUUUGAAAUGGACUAUUAUUUUUGUUGCUAUUUUGGUUAUUCUGUUUAUUAUGGGUGUAUUUAUCAUUCUUCACAUGCUUAAAGUGAUUUAA